AUGACGUCCACAAAUAUGUCAAAAGUAAAAAAAAGUGGUCGUUCAAUGGCUACAAAAGCACUGAUUAUUCAAGAGUAUAAACGACGGCUUCGAGAUAACAUCAAGUCUUUGAAUGAUAACUUCAUCAACAUUUUGCAAUCGGCCAAGGUCAAUGUGGACGAUGCAGCUCAUAGAAAUCCGGUGGGACGAAUGACAGAAUACUAUACGCUCAAAAAUGAAAUGGCUGCACGUGCUGCACUCAUGGUUCGAGCAGCCGAUGAACUACUGAAGCUGACACAUGAUCUGAAGGAGUUCUUGAUCCUUCACGAUUUUAAUUUCCUAAGUUCUGCGAUUGAAAGUGCUGAAGGUAGAGCCGAUUUGAAGAUGAAAGAUUAUGUGAGCAAAUAUGAUAAUUUACGUUUGGAUACGGCUUCAGUGAUAAACGAUAUUGAUAAAGAGCUCAAUGAACAUUUCUCGUUGAGGCAGUGA
Messenger RNA from Anisakis simplex (herring worm), 468 nucleotides. NCBI's taxonomy places the organism in Eukaryota, Metazoa, Nematoda, Chromadorea, Rhabditida, Anisakidae. The record is from the annotation of a GenBank genome assembly.